Messenger RNA from Prunus avium (sweet cherry), 536 nucleotides. RefSeq lists its product as uncharacterized. The record is from RefSeq and is a predicted model, not a curated record. NCBI's taxonomy places the organism in Eukaryota, Viridiplantae, Streptophyta, Magnoliopsida, Rosales, Rosaceae.
UGCAACUUUGAACAGAAAAAAACAAAAAACAAAAAACAAAAAAAGACCAAAAGCAUUUCUACUUGGAACCCAAAUCUCUUUCCCAAUUGACUUGCGAUUGCCCUCGGCCUCUUGCCCUUCUCCGCUUUUUGGCUCUUGACUUUGGCGCUUCGCAUCAUGACUCGCGGCAACCAGAGAGAGAAAGAUCGGGAAAGAGCUCAGGCUCGCGGCAAGGGUAGCAAGAACAAGGACGAUGGCUUGACCCCAGAACAGCGCCGAGAGAGGGAUGCGAAAGCGCUCCAAGAAAAGCAGGCGAAGAAGGCCGCGGGGGCAGCGCCGGGAGGGAAUUCCUCCGGAGGUAAAAGUACGAAAUAAGAGAAUGAAUGGCAUUGUCUAAUUUGGGGAUGUUGUCUUAACUUUGGCUUGAUUAAUAGCUGUUGAGAUUUCAUAGUUUAAAUUUGUGGUGUAUUGAAUAAUUGAUGUUGGAAAAUAUGUCAUUGUGAGUUUGUUGUAUACUUGACUUAGAAAUAUAUGAAGUGAGCCAAUUUCAUGUACCA